Messenger RNA from Drosophila takahashii, 1578 nucleotides. It is a transcript of the gene mthl2, whose product is annotated as methuselah-like 2. Gene Ontology annotation, molecular function: G protein-coupled receptor activity. NCBI's taxonomy places the organism in Eukaryota, Metazoa, Arthropoda, Insecta, Diptera, Drosophilidae. Gene Ontology annotation, cellular component: membrane. Gene Ontology annotation, biological process: cell surface receptor signaling pathway; G protein-coupled receptor signaling pathway. The record is from RefSeq and is a predicted model, not a curated record.
AUGUGGAUACUUCUUGGAUACCUUGCUGCAUUUCUGUUGUUGGUGCUGCAAAAAACCCAUGCUCAGAUUAGCGGUUGCGAUUUCUUCGACACUGUAGAUAUCUCGACUGGACAAAGACUCCCAAAUGGCUCAUACUUAUAUGAGGACCUACUCAUUCCCGCCCAUUUGACGGCAGAAUAUGACUUUAAGCUCCUGGCAAACGGAGAGAAGGAGGAUGUGACGAGGCACAUAAGAGGAUGUGUCUGCAAACUCAGACCCUGUGUCAGAUUUUGCUGCCCCCAUGACCACAUAAUGGAUAACAGCAGUUGCUUUGAUAAUAUGACAGUGGAUGAGCUGAAUGAACUCGAUCCCUUCCUAAACGUGACCCUCAACAACGGAUCGGUGGUUAGGAUGCACUUCAGAGACGAAUUAAUAGUGCAGUGGGACUUGCCCAAGCCCUGUGAGCAGGGAAAAUUGUUCUACCUAGACAACCGAGUUGAAAUGGAUAAGUUUACACUUUUCGAGAAUGGAGGUUUCCUUCGCCAUUAUGACAAUAUGAACUUGGACAAGAGGGAGUACUGUCUUCAGCAUCAAACCUUCUAUGACGUUAAUACCAAUACCUCAUCCAUUCGAAUUGCACCCCAUAACUGCUUAAAAGAGGUCGAGCAAUCUAGAACUGGGCAGACCGUCGUGAUUAUCCUAUCUUUGAUAUGUAUGACUCUCACGACCGAAGUGUACCUAUUUGUUAAGGAAUUUAGAAACUUGAACGGCAAGUGCUUCAUUUCCUACAUGGUCUGCCUGUUCCUGGCCUAUCUCUUCCUGCUGCUCGACUUGUGGGGCCUAUCGUCCAGUUUUUGCCAUACAUCAGGUUUCCUGGGCUACUUUUUCGUCAUGGCCGCAUUUCUGUGGCUUUCUGUCAUCAGUCUGUACCUUUGGAAUGGAUUGAAAAUCGAGUUUGUGAUAAAUCAUCAGUAUUUGGUCUACAACUGUUACGCAUGGGGAAUGUCGACGGUCUUGACCGGAAUCACCUAUGUGGCUAAUGAGGUAGUAGAGGACGAGAAUUGGAAUCCCAGAAUGGGCGAGGAAGGGCAUUGUUGGAUCUAUACGAAAAGUUGGUCUGCUAUGCUCUACUUCUAUGGACCGAUGUUAGUGCUGAUUCUCUUCAAUAUGACCCUGUUUAUCCUGACUGCACUCCCUAGAAUACAAUCUAAAAUGGAACUUAGAAAAAUCGCACGCAAGGAAGGCAGGAUACAAAAGCUGAAAUCGGAUAAACAUAACUAUGCAUUAUAUCUGCGGCUUUUCAUCGCCAUGGGAAUCUCGUGGAGCCUUGAGAUAAUCUCCUACUUAAUUCAGGAAAAUAAGGCCUGGGCCUACGCGUUUCUGGUGGCAGACUACUUUAAUUGGUCCCAGGGUAUCAUCAUAUUUGUGCUUUUCAUCCUGAGGGGCUACACCCUACAACUUCUAAAAAAGCAAAUAUAUCCGAAAGAUAAAUGGAAUAGCAUCAGUAUGAGGUCAAGGGUAACUCGUAUAACGAUUGACGAAUCCGUAAGUCAUCACCCAAACCCAACAUUUGUGGCGAAGGACUCAAUCAGUGUGUAG